This is a messenger RNA of Cydia amplana, 1698 nucleotides long. RefSeq lists its product as uncharacterized. The record is from RefSeq and is a predicted model, not a curated record. NCBI's taxonomy places the organism in Eukaryota, Metazoa, Arthropoda, Insecta, Lepidoptera, Tortricidae. Bases 10 to 1698 code for a protein of 562 amino acids. The transcript is spliced from 3 exons.
GGUGCCAUAAUGGAAGCUGUGUUGCCGCCGCCAUUACCGUUUAGCUUCACAAAUAAUUUGGAAAAUGUUACAUCGGGGAACCUCUCAAAGGAGUGGGAAAAAUGGAGAAAAUCGUUCCAAGUUUAUUAUGAGGCGUGUGAAUUAUCUAAAAAGAGUGCUCAGGUGCAGAUGAGUAUAUUGCUGCAUGUGAUUGGUGAGCAGUGUCGUGAGGUACAUGCCCAAUUUGAAGGUACGUUUGCCAGUGUAAAGGAUUUAUUGGAUAAAUUCGAAUCUUUUUUUUCACCGAAAAAAAAUAUUACCAUCGAAAGACACAGAUUCUUUACUCGGUGUCAAAAACAAAGCGAAUCAAUUGAGCAGUACGCGUUCGAGUUGAAAAAAUUAGCAAGUGCUUGUGAGUUUAAGGAGCUAAUGGAUGAUUUGAUAAGGGAUCGCCUCAUAUGCGGAAUACAGGAGAACGCACUGAGGGAGCGUUUGUUGCGAGAGCCGGACUUAACUCUGAAAAAGUCCUUGGAAAUAUGUAAUAUUGCACAAAUAUCGAAAUUGCAGGCGGGCACAAUCAAAAAAGAAACUAGUGAACAUGAAGCUUAUACUUAUAAUAUUACUGCAAGUAAUAUUCAAGACCGGUUAAUGUUAGAGGAAGAGGGUAGCCCGUACAGUCAGGUGAAUUGGAUAUCAAGACGUGGAGGGUACCGAGCGCGAGGCGCGCCGCGGGGCAGAGGUCGCGGCUGGUCGCAGCCGGCCCCGCGCCCCGCGCCGCCGCGCCGCAGUGCCACUCCUGCGCAAACAGCUGUUUCAUCGCGAGAGAUAAGACAACAACAUCAACAAACGGGACCUUAUGGAGGAAUUAAAUCUGGAGUGCAGUGUCUAAAGUGCGGGUUUGCUCACGGUGUCUAUAUGAAGUGUCCGGCUUUAGGGAAAAUGUGUCUGAGUUGUAAUAAUUAUGAUCAUUUCUCACGCAUGUGUACGGUGUAUAACGUAGAAGCUGUGGAGCCCUCAGUGGAACCUAUCGAUCAGGUAAUCUAUUGUCUUAGUAAUUCAAGUAGUGAUUGGUCUAUAGACUUAGCUUUCGGAGCAGGGGUUACUAUUAAAUUUAAACUGGAUACCGGGGCUGAUGCGAAUAUUUUACCUAUAAAAUAUUUAAGCCAGGUUGGUUUAGUAGAACAAGAUUUAACUAGGACGGGUAUAAAGUAUAAGAGUUACUCAGAUAACGACAUCAUUGUACUAGGCACGUGUCAUUUAAAAGUACAGUGCAAAAAUGACUUUUAUAUACUGGAGUUCGUGAUAGCGGAUCCGUACACGUUCAAGUUAGUUUAUAAGCCAGGAAAAUAUUUGUAUAUGGCAGAUACGUUGUCACGCGCUGUAGAACCGACGACCACUCCAGCUGAAGUGCCGCGAGAUCAGCUAGAUUUGCAAGCACAAGUUUGUGCCAUCGCGCGCCCGGCAGCGCAAGACACUCCAGUGUGCUCCCUGCCUUACGAUGAUAUCGGUAUCCGCAGUGAUAACGCGGUGACGUCAUCGAGCGCCGUAGCCGGCGCGCCGACCGCCAUCGACACCGGGUUUAACUCACGUGAAAUGCUCGCGCACCCCGGUCCAUCCCGUUUACUAUCUGCUCCCACCAAUAAUAAUAGUAAUAACUAUGUUACUCGCUCCGGCAGGGAGGUGAUCGUUCCUGAUCGGUGGGGUUCCUGGGGCUGGUAA